GUCGUGGGUGCAGCUGUUGACCGAUAGCAGCUAUGGGAAACGACGGAUGAAGCUGUUGAAAUACUGCUGGAGAAGCUAACGGCUGCUAGCAACUUGGAAACGACGAUCGAAGCUGCCCAGCUACUGUCGAUACUAAAAGCUUUGCUUUGACAUCAAGGCAUUGUACCUCUUCUACUGCUCCGGGACCCCCCAACCAGUUCUCUUUUCAGAGAGCAUCCUGAGAACUCUAUCCUGAUCGGCCGACAGGAAGGCCUUCUGGAGGUUGGUUUGUCUCCAAGACACCCCCAGCAGGCUGUGCCCCACUUAUCUACAACCACUUUCUGCUGUGGACAUACGUGUUGUAGGCUUGCAAACACCAUGUCUAAUCCCCCAUAUAACCCAUAUGGGAACCAAAGAAGACCGACAGGGGGAGACUUCCAACAGGUCUCUUCUGUACUGGGGACUGCAUCCAGUCUCGGCUCUCCUGCAGGUCCAUCGCAGACUUCUGACAAGACUUUUCCAUUGCCAGUGCCCAACUAUCGUUCAAUGGAAAGAGCCAGUUUUAAUGAAGAUCUGCAGUGGUCCGUUGACACACAUGUUAGCAGAGCCAGAGAAGAGGUGAGGCUUCAAGGUAAAGCAAUACACCAGCCAUCAGCUCAGGACACUCGCAGGCAAGAGUUCAUCUCAGCGAUUGGAAGGACGAGCUCCUACCAAAACCUCAGCAGUAGUUCUGGCAACGAAAGCAGCACCAGUGGCGGCUCCUUAAACUGUUUGUUCAGCUACAGCCAAGCCACAGCUGACAAAGCCUCUGUUCAUUGUCCAUCGUCAACUCUUGCUGGCUACUCUGUGUUCAAUGUAUCCAGUGAGGGUCAACGAGACUUUCACUCUAUUCCAGGUUUAGAUAUUGACAGGCCAAACAUGGCCCAAACUGGGGCCUCUUAUGAGCGCACUAAGCCUAAAUAUACAUUCGAGUCAGCGACCAACAUUCUUUUGCAAUUUGGACUUGAAAAGGACGACUUGGAACAUCUUAUCGCCUACUCAGAAGACCAAAUCACCCCCGCCAAUUUGCCGUUUAUCCUGCGCCAAAUCCGCAUUCAGAAGAACAAAAAGGCCUCGGAUGCAGAUCGGCCCAAAGCAAUCCCUGAACCUGCGCUCACUGGUGGAUCAGGCGGUCUGACCAGUUGGGGUGGUUCAGGAAUGAUUGGGAUGGACCACAGGGAUGCGGCAUCUCUUCUCCAGUCGAGUAAAGUCAUUGACUACGGUCAUACAUGCAAAUACACUUGCAGGAUUGGGGAGGAUGCUGCGAGCGUAGCUAAAAGAGCUGAGGACGACACUUUGUUGAUAAAUUACAAUUUGGAUAGAGGCACUCGCACUCAAGAGCCGGCACAGCAGGUUGGAAAAAGUGCUUGCCAGGACCAGACAAGUGUGGGCUCAUCUUUGAGCUCCAUACUGACUCAAAAAAGUAAUAUUGCAGUGAUAGCAGCACAGACCCAACCAAUGCAGACCCAAAAAUCCAUGUUCACUACUUUCUCUAAAGACACUGGCAUGCGAGAUAAUCCAUCUCUAGCCCCUAAAGCCAGGCCUUUUAUACAGGCGACGGCUGACCUCAAGCCUACCUUAAAACCACAACCGCUAUCCACUCAGUUUCGUGAUGUCCAUCCUAGCAGACCUGUCCUCUCUUCAGAUACUGCCAGUUGCACCAGUGAGCAGCCUAAAAGUCAAGGUUCAGCUGGUGCAAAGGAGGUCAAAAACCUUGAAACCGAGCAGCAACAGCAGAAGAAUUUGGAGAAAGCACAGCCAACAAAAAAAGACAAUAAGCAGCAACCAGUGCUCCAGAAGCAGCAGGUUCUCAAAGACCAGGCCAAGCAGAAAUUCACGCAGCUACCCUUUCUGUUAAGAAAGCAGAUGUGUACGCCAAUUUCCAGCGUCAGCAUGGCCACGCAGCCUGUGUUCCCCGCGGGUCAAAGCGCCGGCAGCAAACCUCAACCCCAGGCUCCCCCAGCGCAGAAUGUGGUCUCAAAAGGCAGACCGGCGACAUCGAUGGUCGAAGACUAUAGUGCGGUAACGCCCAGCGUGUUUCCACACACGUGUGUUCUGUGUUACAAAGAAUGCGCGCUCAUUGAGGAUUGGAUCGCUCACCAAAAUACACACUCUCACCUUGAGAACUGCAAAGUCUUUCGAAAGCGGUUUCCAAAUUGGGAUGGAGAGUUGCUUAGUGUCUCUGAUGAAAAAGGGCAGAAGACGUCCACAUCACAGUCUCACCAUAAGAAAAGCCAGCGUAAGAGUCGCUCAUCUUCCUGUUCUCGCAGUCCUCGGCAUCGUCGCAGUUCGAACAACCAGAGAGACAAGAGGAGUGACUCCCGUUCGCCUUACAACUCCAGAUACAGUCGCAGGUCUCGUUCACGCUCCAGAAGCUAUGAUAGGCACCACUCUCUGCCCAGAAAUCAGGAACGUCCCUCGUCUUCACCGAAGAAGAGCAGCAACAGACUGUCGUCUUCCCAUAGAAGCCGGGAUCGGUACUCAUCGCUUAGAAGCCGCGAGAGGAGGUCGUCGACGCUAACCCAGCGCAAUAAACGAUCGUCAUCCAAUAGAUACCGUGAGAGGCGAUCCCCAUCGCAGAGCCGGCGAAGCAAACGGUCGUCACCUAAAAUAGGUCGUGAGAGGCGAUCUUCAUCACAUAGCCAGCGCAAUAAACGCUCAUCACCCAAAAGAAGCCGCAAGAGGCGAUCCUCAUCGCAGAGCCAGGAAAGCAACAGCUCGUCACCAUCAAGAAGUCGUGAGAGGCAAUCCUCGUCGCCGGGUAAGCGCAAUAAACGCUCAUCACCCUAUAGAAGCCACGAGAGACGUUCUUCCCCCAGAAGGAGCCAUGAAGCUAACGCAGAGAGACUUGCCAAAAAACUUCUGGAAUCAUCAGCUGUCCAGUCUUUGUCAAAGCAAUCCGACAUGGAGGCUGUGGUUAAAACUCUUGCCCCAGCCUUGUUGGCUGAACUGGCCAAAAUGAAGUCACCCCUUUCCAAAGGAGGCACCUCCUCUUCAAAGUCCACUGCAGCCGCAAAGAAAUCUGCUGCCUGCUCCUCAGCAGCAGCCAACAAAAAGGGUGCAAAAGCGACAGCCAGCAAGCAAAAAGAUUCAUCUGCAAAGAAUAAGCUUGUUAAAACCUCUGCUCCAACCUUCGUGACGCUUGAAGGAAUUGUUCCGGAUCUUACUUAUGGUGACAUGGUGGCCACCGCUGAGCGGUACGGGAAAAUCAAAUCACUUGUUCUCUUUCGCGCCAAUUGCCAGGCAGUGGUUUGUUAUGAGAAAAGGGAAGAUGCAGAGAAAUUUCGGGACAUAAAAAACUUUGAACUGAAAGGAUUUCCAAUCACUGUAAUGGGAGAAAAGGGGACUCUCACUAAGAAGAAUCUUCAAAAAAAACCUGACGCCUCAAACAGUGUCUCUACCACUCAGACAUCUAAAUCCGCUAGCACCUCCUCUACAAAACGUGAUGUACUUUCUGCAAAAAGUUUGGUUUCCAAAGCAAAGAAUGUCUCAUGCAAGCAGGUCACCAAGACGGUGAAAGGAGCUCAGAAGAAAGGUCCAGUAAAAAAAAUGUUAACAACUACCUUCACUGUUAAGGCAGCUCAAGGGUCAAAGGUUAUUAGAGAAGCAUCCAAAUGUGAAGCUCUAAAAAGUGUUGCAUCAGGAACUGCCCUUAAAGAAGAGGAGGAGCCAUCCAAAUGUAGAACUGCAGAAAAGCAACACAAUCUUAAGGUUUCGUCUGAGCUGAUUGCCACCAGAGAGCAAAACACACAACCAAAAGUGGUCGAUGCGGGACCAGCAAGCGUGACAGAACCUCAAAGACAACAGCCCACACAACCGGAAGCAGCCAAUGCUGGACCAGCAAGCGUGACAGAACCUCAAAGACACCGGCCCACACAACCGGAAGCAGCCAAUGCUGGACCAGCAAGCGUGACAGAACCUCAAAGACACCAGCCCACACAACCGGAAGCAGACAAUGCUGAACCAGCAAGUGUUACAGAACCUCCAAGAGAUCAGACCACACAACCGAAAGCAGCUAAUGUUGGACUAGCAAGCGUGACCAAACCUCUAAAAGACCAUACCACCACGGCCGAGACCGCAUCACCAGAAACAGCUGAUGUUAGACCAACAAGAGUGAAAGAACCUCCAAAGGAGCUAACUACACAACCAGAAAUGGCCAAUGUUGCACCAGCAAUCAUGACAGAACCUCCAAGAGACCACACCGCCAAGGCCGAGACCACUCCACCAGAAGCAGCUGAUGUUGGAACGGCCAACUUGGAAUGUUCGCCAGAGCAAGCAGUGGCUCCAAAAUCCAAGUUUCCAGAACCAAUGGUAGUGGACACUUUCACAAAGACUGAGCCACAACCUGGCGAAAGUGUGGAAAACCAGCAAAGUACAGAGCCCCUAGUGGAAUCAGCAGUUCUACCGGCGGCCCCCCAAAGAGAUUUACUAAUUUAUCAGCAAGGUGAAGCUGAUGGGGACGCAAAGCUAACACAAGCACGAGACAAAAAACAAGAACAGAAACAACAAGCAACAGCAUCCAAGACUCCACCUAAAGCAGCAGUGGUGCAAGAUGUGAUAUCAUCACACAGCGCUGAGGCUGCAGCCACACUCACCAUUGGAGAGAUGAUGGAACAACAUCUGCUUCAAAAAAGAAUCACAUGCCUCAAAAUGCAAACCUGCUUUUCACCAAGGUUUCUGCGACUCAACAAGAGGCAGUUGUUGAUCACGCACCUGCCCAUAUAUGACGGUUCCUACAGUGAGAAGGACAUCGCCCGGUUGUUGGAACCGUUUGGAUUUAAGUAUUCGGACAAGAAAAUCUACGUUAUUCCUCAAACGUGCAUGGCGUUUGUUCAGAUGGGGAAAGCAAAGGAUGUUUUGGCUGCUUACAUCGCCAGCAGGAACAAAACAUUUGCACUCAAAGGCUGUAGUAAUAAACUGCAACUGCAUGUGUUGGGUUCAAAGGUCUCCAUGCAACCGGGUGGUUUUUACAGAUCGCUGAUGGUUAUAAUGAAUUCUCCAGUGAAUAACUUUAUGUCGAGAACCAUCUUCAUCAAGAACAUCUCUCCAAGUGAGACUAUCAGCCUCCGGGAAGAUUUAAGGAAGAUAGGCUUUGUCAAAAACUUCCUGCCUCUCCUUAACAAGCUAUUUGUUGAGUUUGAGUCUGAUUGUGAUGCUGAUCGCUUCGGAGUGUGGUACUCUUUGCUGAAUCGAUGUCCUGCCUACCAGAUCCACAGGCUGCGGUGUCCUGAAGUACCAAUGCUUCCUGAGAAAGCCAUGCCAGACAGCAGUGUGGCGGUUGCCGGGGCAACUCUUCCUACAUUAGAGUUCAGUCUUCCGGAGGGAAGCCACUCUCCAUUCUUCCUGACCAUACCACAGAAACCCUACCUGUUCCCAACAACUUCUUUCUGGUUUAGUAUACCAGAGUUUCUGACUAUCAAAGAAGAAGCUGACAUUUACAAGGCCGAGCGUCGAGGUGUGGCAGCUCCAACGAUCAUGUUGACAGGUUUUAAUGCAAACUAUAGUUAUGAGUGUGUGGCCAAACUGGUGUGGCCAUAUAUUUCCCAGAAGGACCUUCAGUCUAGGUACUACAACGUGAUCGUGCUGCCAACCCAGAGGAGGAGCUUUGUGCAUUUCAGUGAAUGGAGCGCCUGCUGCCGAUUUCUCAACAGUUACUUAAAAAGGAAAGUGUCGGACCAAACCGAAAAACUCUCUGUGCACUUUGUCCUGUCACCCAUGUGUCCAGAAAGCAGCGAGGAGAGCUUGUACAAAAGUCUGAUGCAGCUGAGCAAUGCUCGUGUUGGACAAGUGGAGACGUUGGCCGAGCGCCUGCUUUGUGUGAAUGUCUCCUGCAUCAGCAAGUCCAUUGUUAGAUAUGUAUUAGAUUUUGUCACAUCUCAUGCAGAUGUUGUCAACUUCUUGCCUCUGGAUAAUCGGAUAUGCAUCGAAAUGGCCGACACUACAGGCGUUAAGUGUGUGGAGGAGAAAUCCAAUGAUAUGUCAACAAAAUUUUAUUUCAGUUGUAGAGUUAAAGGCAUUGAGAGUGUUAAUACCUUGAAAAGACGUCUGAUGACUGCAAAAGUGGAAGAUGGAGCACCGGGAGCCUCAGUAGGUCCUUAUGCUGCUCCCUGCCUUCUAAAAAGAAACAAUGCAGGGGUGGACUUUACUGAAGACCGCAUUCCUCCUUGGGCACUGUUUUGUGAACCUUUCAAAAUGGAUGACUUUGUUACUGUGGAUGAAGUUGGGGAGGAAAAAGCCAAAACGAGUUCUAUUGAGUUCUCCUCCAACCUGACUUCCAAACAAACCAACACCAGAACCUCAAAAGAGUCAAGGAGCUCUGAAUGCCCCUUAUCCUCCACAAGAAGCUUGUACAAAUGCAGCCCAUCUUCUCACUCAAUGUCUCAAAAGUCAAAGAGCUCCUUUAAGGCUGAAGAGUUAAAGGCUGAAUCUCAGAGAUGUUUGCAUGCUUUGUCUUCUACUUGCAAAAAAGGUAGAAUGAUAACUGUCGCAACCAAGGAAAACUUUCAAGUGUUGGACAGCGUGAGCGAUGAAGAGAAACCAUCCUCAGAAGACCGCAGCCUCAAGGAGCUUAAUAUCUCUGGAGAUGGCGCUACUGAGGUCCAAGUAGCUCCAGAGCUGCAUCCCAUCAGCCAGUUUGAAAAUGACACAAAACAAAUUUGCAAGGAAGAGGAGACUUCUCCACAAGUUGACACACCCAGAAAUGUAGAUGAAGUAAACAAAUAUAUUUUCAUGUCUCCUCUAAAAGACGAAGGAGAAGAGCAGAAGACAAACAAGAAAGAUGAUAAAGAGGUGAUCGCAGAAUCCUGUCAAACAAACAAAAACGACAAUGACAAACACCCUCUAGAUACCUCGGGUAGCCUGCUCUGUAAAGAAGACCCUAUGACUUCACUAGAAGAAGAAGAAGAAGCAGCAUACCAGGUGUUUGAUUCUGUGGAAGAGCAGCCAACUUCCACCAAGAAUAAGGCAGACAGUGAGCGUGGGGUGACUUCUUCAAGCAGAGCAUCCAAGAGAGAAGAACAUGAGUCUUCAAAAACGCAUCAGGCUAUAGUAAAGGACCCCACCACCUUUGGGCCUCCUAAAGCUGAGCAGAAGUACCAGGUUGUUGAUAAUAUCCAAGUUCAACAGUCAAGCAGCAGAUUGACACCAGAUAGGAGGAGGAGGAGCACCCGAGGGAAGACCCAGGUUUCAACCAUAAAGGAUGAGGAGACCACUUUCCACAUCUUAGACUCUGUCGACACUGAGACAGUACAAGAAGAACCCGGCAUCACAACCAGAUCCAGCAGAGGAAAAAGAGGAAGGCCGCCAACGAAAGAUGCCCCUAGUGAGAAAAGAAGUCAUGGAGAAAUGACACCAACGAGGAAAAGGACGAGAACUUCACAGGAAACCACCAGAGAAGAAAUACCAACCAAAAAAAUUGAACCUGUCCUCAAAGAAAAACAGAAGAGUCCCCCAGCUACGAGAGGAAGGGGAAGACCUAAGAAAUCAGUCGAAACCACUAAAAGUGAAGAUGACUGCUUAGACGCUGGUGAUGAAGAAGAAGCCACAUUCACGGUCUUGGACUGUGUGGAAGACGAGAUGCUCCAUGAUAAAGGUCCAGCCAAAGAAGAUGGUGGUGAUGAUGAUGAGAAAGAGGGUAUAGAUGAGGCUGUGGGAACAUCACAACAUACGAAGUGCACUCGACCACACCACCAGCCAAGACAUUUGUUUUCUUCCUCUUCAGAAGACAACACAACCUUGUUAACAGUAGAUAAGGUGGGAGAAGUUGAUGACAAAUUAUCCCUGCCCAACUGGAGAGGCACACUGAUUUCUGGUGAGCAUCAUCAGGAUGUCUCCUUUGAAAAGAAGGAACAAGAUGCUUGUGAUGAAGAGGAAGCAGCCACAUUCCAGGUCCGGGAUUCAGUGGAGGAAGAGCCCCUAUGUGAUCACAAUAGUCCUAAGAAGGAUAUGACUGACCACCAACAUGAGGAGGAAGAGUCAAAUAAGAUCAUGGAUUCUUCGAAUGAAGAUCCAUCUGAAAAAAAACCUUUAGACGGUGAUGAUAAGGAGGACAAAGAUAAGGCUGGAGAAACAUCCUGCCAUGCAAAACGCACUCGACAACACCACCAGACAAGACACCUUCUUUCUUCCUCUUUGAAAGACAACACAAACUUGGUGACGUUGGAUAAGGUGGGAGAGGUUGAUGACGAAGAAGCGUCCCCGCCCAAAUUGAGAGGCAGAGACAAAAAAAGUAGACUGACUUCUGGUGAGCAUCAUCAUUAUGCUUCCUUAAAACAGAAGGAAGAAUGCACCGGCGAUGAAGAAGAAGCCACAUUCCAGGUCCUGGAUUCUGUAGAGGAAGAGACGCUCCAUGAUCACAAAAGUCCAAAGGAGGACAUGCUUGACAAUCGACAUGAGAAGGAAGGUGCGUAUCGAGUUGUAGAUUGUAUGAAUGAAGAUCCAUCCAAGAAACAGCCUUUAAAUGGUGAUGAUGAUGAGAAAAAGGCCAAAGAUAAAGCUGGGGAAACAUCACAACAUGCUAAACGCACUCAACAAAAACGCCAGACAAGACCCCCAUUCUCUUCCUCUUCUGAAGAUGAUACAAGCUUGGUAAAAUUGGAUAAGGUGGGAGAGGUUGAUGAAGAAGCAUCCCUGCUCAACAGGAAAGGAAGAGCCAAAACGAGAAGCAGAAUGACUUCUGGUGAGCAUCAUCGUGAUGUGUCCUUAGAAAAGAAAGAACAAAAUGCUGGUGAUGAAGUAGUGGCCACAAUCCAGGUCCUGGAUUCUGUGGAGGAAGAGACGUUCCAUGAUCACAAUAGUCCAAAGUCCACUGACAACCCACUUGAGGAAGAGUCCAACGCUAUGGAUUGUUUGAAUGAAGGUCCUGCUGAAGUAGAACUUUUAGAUGGUGAUGAAAAGGAGAGUCAAUAUGAAGGUGUGGAAACAUCACAAUGUACUAAGCGCACUCGACAGGGACGCCAGGAAAAAAAAAAAAGCUUAGUGACUCAGGACAAGGUGGGAGAGGUUGAACGUGUAGAGCCUGAUGAAGUAGCCAACUGGAGAGGCAGAGCCAAGAAAAGGAGUAGACUGACCUCUGGUGAGCAUCAUCAUGAUGCUUCCUUAGAAAAAGAACAAAAUGCCGACGAUGAAGAAAAGGCCACAUUCCAGGUCCUUGAUUCUGUGGAGGACGAGACGCUUCAUGAUCACAAUAGUCCAAAGAAGGAUAUGACUGACAACCAACUUGAGAAGGAAAUGACAAAUAAUAUGGAUUCUUUGAAUGAAGGUCCAGCUGAAAUAGAGCCUUCAGGUGGUGAUGAAAAGGACAUUCAAGAUGAAGAUGUGGAAACAUCACAAUGUACUAAGCGCACUCGUCGAGGACGCCAGAAAAAAAACACAAGCUUAGUGACUCAGGACAAGGUGGGAGAGAUUGAACAGGCAGAGCCUGAAGAAGUGCCCAAAUGGAAAGGCAGAGCCAAAAAGAGAGGUAGACCGACCUCUGGUGAGCAUCAUCAUGAUGCCUCCUUAGAAAAGAAAGAACAAAAUGCUGUCAACGAAGAAGAGACCACAUUCCAGGUCCUUGAUUCUGUGGAGGACGAGACGCUUCAUGAUCACAAUAGUCCAAAGGAGGAUAUGACUGACAACCAACUUGAGGAGGUAGAGACAAGUAAUAUGGAUUCUUUGAAUGAAGUUCCAGCUGAAGUAGAGCCUUUAGAUGGUAAUGAGAAGGAGAUUCAAGAUGAUGUGGAAACAUCACAACCUACUAAGCACACUCGACAAGGAUGCCAGAAAAGACACACAAGCUUAGUGACAAAGGACAAGGUGGGAGAGGUUGAACAGCUGGAGCCUGAAGAAGUGCCCCCGCAUAACUGGAGAGGUAGAGCCAAAAAAAACAGACAGACUUCUGGUGAGCAUCAUUAUGAUGUCUCUUUAGAAAAGCAGGAACAAGAUGCUGGUAAUGAAGAAGAGACCACAUUCCAGGUCCUUGAUUCUGUAGAGGAAGAGACGGUCCAUGAUCACAAUAAUCCAAAGGAGGAGGACAUAAAUGACAGCCAACAUGAGGAGAAAGGCACAUAUCGAGUUGUAGAUUGUUUUAAUGCAAAAGUGUGUGGUAGCAUUAAGGAAGAACCUAGUGAGGACAUCAUCUCUGUCAGCACAUGUGAAAAAGUCAAACUGGAAACUGACGUGAAAGAGAAAGACAAGCCCAAACUAAUGCACCCUAACAAAGACAGCAGCGUUUGGAAGCUCGACCAAGUGAGCGAGGAAGAGGAUACUUUUUCUGACGACAUGGCCGAGGAGGAGGAGCUGAAGAGGCGAGCAAGGGUGCGAGAGCUGAGCCCAGAUGUAGUAGAGGAGAUGACCGUGGGAACAGAGGAAAGGAAGCCAAGUGAAGGAAGUAAGGAUAUAGAAGAGCUGCUCACUCUGGAUGACAUUUCUGACGGGGAGCUACAAACUCUGGUCACUCUGGAUGAGAUUGUAAUGGAGGAAGAAAAAAAGGUUCAACAAAAGACACACACUCCCCGCCAACAUAGCGAGGAAGAUCAAUCAGAGGACUGUCUGAACAAUCAGACUUUGCUGACUUUAGACGGAGCAGGCGGUGAAGAUGAUGAUGACGACGACAAAAACACAGAGGCCAACACGGCCUUUGUAACGCUGGAUCAGGUGGGACAGGUUGAAGAGGCACAGUCGGAAGACAUGACCCCGCCCAGCUGGAAGAGAUGCAGACAGAGUCCUGAGGAGAGCACAAACAGAGGGAUGGAAGCGGUCUUGAAAGACCAUCCAGCUACCUCCUCGCCAAGCGUCCACCAGGACAAAGAGAGGGAGGAGGACAUUACACAGACUACAAUUGGGAGCAAAUGUGAGGCGGACAUUAUUGCUACAGAAACAAAGCGAGCAUGUUCUCUGUCUCCAUAUGUUUCAACAAACUUUAAACUGCCAGCGUUUAAACCCAACAACCCUCUCGGUACAGAGUUUGUGGUGCCCAAACAUGGUUAUUUCUGUGAACUUUGCUCCAUUUUCUACCUAAAAGAGAGCACAGCCAAAGAAAAGCACUGCAGCAGUGAGAAACACUACAACAACCUGAAGAAAUAUCAGCGUGAGCAGAAAUUGAGCGCAUCAACCCAAGGCUCCAUCUCUGACUGAGUUUCGAAAAAGGCCGCCAUUUUGGCGGCGUGCUCGUUUACUGUGAUUGAAAACUUGUUUGUCUUACCUAAUUUACACAGUAAAGUAUCCCUUUACACUUACUUUAGCCAGAGAUUUGUCAAAUCAUUAAAAAUGUACUCAAACAGAAUAUGUCGUCAUGCUUUCUAGAUGACAAACAGUUUCACUUAAUUUUUACAUUUACAUCUACUAAGAAUGAGCUCCCUUAGAAAAACAAAUGCCAUUCCUUCAUUUGUAUUUUUUCUCACUAUGAAAGUGUUUUUUUGUUUUUUUUGGGCAAAGUUGGUCCUCUACAGCAGUGGUUCCCAACCUUUUUGUAACUGCGGACCGGUCAACGCUUGAUAAUUUUACCACGGACCGGGGGGUUAUGAUUGGCGAGGGGGGAAAUAAUAAUAAACUUGAAUCCUCUGUGUAC
Molecule: messenger RNA, 11566 nt
Organism: Entelurus aequoreus (snake pipefish)
Lineage: Eukaryota; Metazoa; Chordata; Actinopteri; Syngnathiformes; Syngnathidae
Exons: 31
Coding region: 358-11133 (3591 amino acids)
Cellular component (GO): nucleus
Molecular function (GO): nucleic acid binding; zinc ion binding
Source: RefSeq, a predicted model, not a curated record